This is a messenger RNA of Trichoderma atroviride IMI 206040, 1155 nucleotides long. RefSeq lists its product as uncharacterized. NCBI's taxonomy places the organism in Eukaryota, Fungi, Ascomycota, Sordariomycetes, Hypocreales, Hypocreaceae. The record is from RefSeq and is a predicted model, not a curated record. Gene Ontology annotation, molecular function: FAD binding.
AUGUCAGUCCCGACAAUUGCCAUUCUCGGAGGCGGUCCCAGCGGCCUUGCUCUCGCUCGGCUGCUGGAGUGCAACAAAAUCGACUAUGUUGUUUAUGAGCGCGAUGCCUCUUCGCUGAUGGAAGGACAAGGGGGUUCCCUUGAUAUCCAUGGACCAACCGGCCAGCAGGUUUUGAAGGAAGCCGGCCUGCACGAUGAGUUUAAAAAGUAUGCGCGCUGGGAAGCGGCAAAGACAAUCAUCCAGGAUAAGAACGGCACCACCCAUCUCGUAUCUGGAGAAGAUCAAGACGAACCGGAGAUUGACCGUGCCACGUUGCGCAAGAUCCUCGUCGAGUCUAUCCCUCCAAGCAAGAUUCGAUGGAAUCAUGCUGUUAAAACCGUCGAAAAGCUUGGCAAUGGGGAUAUAGCGAUCAACUUUGUCAAUGGCACUUCUACCAGCGGCUUCAAACUGGUUGUUGGUGCGGAUGGUGCGUGGAGCAAAGCAAGGCACUUGCUCACUUCUGCGAAGCCGCAAUAUUCCGGCAAGCAUUAUAUCGAAGGGAAAAUCUCCACCUCGAAUCCAUUUCAUCCGACUGUAAAUAAAAAGUUCGGUGCCGCAAGUCUCAUAGCUUUGGGAGAAGGUAAACAACUUUCAGUCACCGAGAUGGGAGAUGGGUCUUACCGCGUCUACCUCGGCUUGGCUGUCCCAGAGGAUUUUGCCAAGAGCGCCGUGGAUCUCUCCAAGGCAGAUGGAGAUGCUGCCCGUAGUUUCUUCAUAACCAACGCCGACUUCUUCGGAACCUGGGGCUCUGAGCUCAAAGACAUUAUUGCAAACUCGCAAGGCGCUUUCAAGGCCUGGCCCCUUUAUCACCUUCCAUCUAGUGCACUAUGCUGGAGCCAUGUUCCUGGCGUAGCUCUCAUUGGGGAUGCUGCUCACCUGUCUACCCCGUUUGUGGGAGAGGGAGUCAACUGCUCGAUGUUCGAUUCUCUGGUGCUGGCUAGACAGAUCGUGGAGCACGGUGUGGCAAAUCUAGACGCGGCAGUGGAGGCAUAUGAAAAAGACAUGUUUGAGCGCGGAAAGGACUUGAUAGAGAGAAGCAACGGGACUGCCAGUCUCUUAUUUGCGCAGGAUGCCCCGAAGCCACUGCUGGAUGCCAUUGCAAUGUCACAAGCGUGA